UAAUGGCGCCGGGCUGUGGGCGGCCUUGCCGCUAACACGACUUUGGGGGCCUCCGCAUCACCGCAGCGCUCAAUCCCGAAGGCUUGCGGGAUGAGCCGACAACCUCAGUCGCCGCCAGGAAGGAGGAGGAAGGAACGGAGGCGGCGAUAGAACAGGUGAAGCAACAGAAUGUGGAGCAACAAAGCAAAUGAGGUUCCCUUACAAAAUCCAAAGUUCUCCCAAAACAGGGAUUCCAUCAGAGAUUUAACAACAGCAUGGGAUGCUUUUUCACAAACAAAGGCAGCAUUACAGCAUAUUGAGAACAAAUUGGAAGUAGCUCCUAUUAGCACAGCCGCAUUGGAUUUGGUCAUGGAAAAAAAGCCAUCUAUUAGCACUACCAGGAAAAUAAGCAGGAAAGCCUGCAGGUCUUCCAGUCAAAACAAGGAAAGUGGUCUCCGCAGGCCUCUUCGUGCUACCACUUUGGAUAGCAACGUGAGUAAGAAUGGACAUGUUGAAUUUCGUCAGCCCCUGACUUGUGUCAGAGAUUCUCAGUGGUCACCAUCUUAUAAAACCUCUUGCCAAUUGGAGGCCAGAUGUCUGAAGCGUAAAGAAGCAGGGAAUAAAGCAGAAGGAAGUUGUAUGACCUAUGAAAAAGGAGAACCAGAUUUGCAUGGUAGAGAUUUGAAAAGCUCAUCUUCUACAGAUGAAACUGUUGUUCGAUAUUUGAAUGACCGUCCAGCAAUUGAUGCUUUGCAAAGUUCAGAUGUGGUGAGUCCUACAAAAUCAGAGGAAGAAAAAAGUGAAGAGUCCAGAGGAGAUGAAUAUACAAAAACAACUCCAAGUACAACGAUCCAAAAUGCUGAACUAAAAGAAUUACAGUUGGUAGAAUCAUCAGCUUCUUCUGCCAGUACCUCAAGUGCCCAUAGAUUAGAUAUUUUAAAGCAGCAUCAGCAUGAUGCUAAACUGGAAAAACUAAAAGAACGAAUUAGAAAGCAAUGGGAGUGUCCAGAAGAACUGACUAUCAGAGGACAUGAUCCUGAAUAUUCUGAUCAUCCUAUAACUGUUACAGCUCCUGAAAAUAUAGUGACUCCUAAAGUCAGAAAAGUGGCAGCUGCACCUCCAGCUCCCUCCUAUAAAGGUUUCAAUCCAUCAGAAGCCAAGAUUCGUACUCCUGAUGGAAAAGUAUGGUGUGAAGAGGAAUUUCUGAACCUCAGUAGAGAGUUAUGUCGAGAUUUAGAAUUCCAGUUGGCAGAAGAGGAUUUGACUGUGAUAAAGACAUCUACUGAAAGAAAGGAAAAAAAGGGACACAAACCAGUGCGUAAAACCCAGAAGGUUGCACAGCUCUCAAGUCCUGAUUCUAAACCAGGUGGUGCCAACACAAUAAGUACAACAUCCUGGCGGGAUGGACAAAGGCUAGCAAAGAAAAUACUGGGCCCAGCACCUAAACUAGAGCAGCCAAACACUCAGAUACUAUCCAGUGACAGGAAUGAAAAAGAUAAAUCCAUUACAUCUGCACCCUGCAUGGAAAUAACAGAAACUGACUGCAAUAUGCAUGUGCCUGUAAUACCCCUCUCGAAAUGUUCUGACCGUUCAUGGAGCAAAAUAAGAGCAAAGAAUAACCUGAAGAAAAAAGAUGCUGCUCCUCACAAUGGGGAACUGGGAAAUGAUCAUGUAAAUAAGGAUUUCUUGCCGGUAGAAAUCCGUGGGAUUCUUGAUGAUUUGCAGCUGGAUUCUGUACCUCAGGGUACAGAGGAGCAGAAUGAAAAAUGUCAGAAUCAGGAAUCAGAACCAUCUCCAUUUUCUAGAAGUCACAGUCCAGGCAAAAAAAAAUCAGACAAAGUUCCCAUCAGUGAAGACACUCAGGUUAUUUUAAAGAAACGUCACUAUGAUGCAGAUGAAGUGCGCCAGUAUAUUGUGAGACAGCAAGAGGAGAGGAAGAAGAGACAAAGUGAAGAAAAGAAAGCACAGAAGGAGGCAACAGAGCAAAAAAAUAAAAGACUUCAGGAACUUUACAAGAAACAGAAAGAUGCUGUUGCCAAUAAAACAAAGAUGACAUUAACAUCUGAAACAGUCACUAAACAAUUACAAGAAACUUACUCUAAAUUGUUACUGGAACAAACCUUGCUGGAGAAUCAAGCACCCUCUGUACAAGAAGUUCAGUCCAAACCUGGAUAUCAACCAUCUGGAGAAUCUGACAAAGAGAACAAGGCCCAGGAGCGCCCUGUUAGUGCAUCAUCCAGUAGUGAUAUGUCUCUCUCUGAACCUUCUCGUCCUCUUGUUAGGAGUAAUACACUGGAGCCUUUAAGGAUUCAUCCAGAGAAGCUGAGUUCAGUAGCCCAAGUUCCUUGCUCAAAAUCUGCUAUUUUGAAUGGAGCUCUUUUCUCUCAGCUUUUGUCUUUGGAUCACAUGGGUAUCUUGCAAAAGGACUUUGAAUCUGUAUCAACCAGGAGGAGCCACAACACAGCUGUGGGAUCCAUGUCUUCGACUCCUCAGCCAUUUAUGUCAUCUUCUGUACAACCCACCAUUAAUCAUUAUAAAAAUAAAUUGGACCGUAUUGAAGCCCUAAAGGCAACUGCAGCAUCUCUUUCAAACAGAAUUGAAAGUGAAGCGAAGAAAUUAGCUGGGGCUGGCAUUAACUAUGAAGCGGCAUGGGAUACUGGACGUGACUUGUUACAAGGAGAUCAAGGUGAUUCCUGCUGGGCAAAAGCCAGCAGCCCUCCUGUGAGAGAAGAAGAUGUCUUUUCAGCUAGGCUUCAGAAAAUGUUGGGAACCUGUAUUUCGCAUGCAAGUUUUGAUGAUAACCUUCCUGGAGUGGGAAAUCUUAAUGAGUUUAAAAAGCUCCCAGAGACUAUUAGUCCUCAUACAGCUGCUCUCAGUCUUCCAGGCAAUAAUAGACCUGAAGGAAUAUUAGGAAAUCUGCCUCAAAAGCAAACUUGUUCUGCUGGGCCUGAAAAUAAACCUGCAGCUCUGCAUGAUAGUGCGGGUUCCAUAAGCGAAGGUCUACUCAGCGAUGGCCUUCUCUCUGAGGAGGAAGGUGAAAAGCCUGAUAAUCCACCUUUGAAGAUUGCUGAGGUAUUAAAUGAAAAAGAGUUCUGUGUUGCAGAUAAAACUGUUUAUGAACCCAUAAAAGAAUUUCAGAAGGAGGCAGAGAAGUAUUUACCUAUUUUCACACAGAUUAGGAAUGGUCCGAGACCAUGGGAAGAACUCUCCAAGGGAAGUCCACACAGUGUCAUCAACAUCUUUACAAAAUCUUACCAGUUGUGUGGGAAAGGAUCUGAAGAAUAUGCAGGACAGGGUUCAUCAACACAGCGACCUUUACUUCCUGCCAUGAGCCCUCCAGCUAGCAUUGCUUCCUAUGAUGAUGAUUUCAUCUCAUCCCAGGGAAGUGGUCCAACAAUGGACAGAAAGCCUACAUCUGAGCACAGCACCACAAGCAGUACCAGCCUGAAAGAAGAGUUUGCCAGUAGAAAAUUUCCUUAUGAACCUCAAACUAUUGAAUUAAUCCAUCAUUCCUCAGGACCACUAUCUUCAGGUUCUUCUCGUACAUCUGCAUCUUCUAAAAGAAAAGGAAGAAAGGAAAAUCCAGAAUCAUUAAAUGGAUUUCCAAAUGCCUCUCUGUGGGAAGAAAGCAAAAUGUCCCCAGGAUCAGACUAUGGUUUGGAACAAGCAAAGCACUUACUAUCUAAUAAUGCAAUAUCUAACAGAGAACAAGAAGUGAACCCAGAUUCUGACAGUACUUUAGAGGAACUAUCUGGUCACUCAUUAAUGAGUCUCCCAGAUACAGUAAGAUCACCAAGAACUACAAGCUCUCCUCAGUCUCUGAACAUACAGAAAAAAACAGAUCCUGUAGCAAAUACGGUAGAAAAAAUUAAGUCUUUAAAUUCUUCAAGAACAGUAGCUUCUGGAUCUAAGCUAAAUCCUGCCUUCUCUGACUUAAGUAUUGGAAUCAACAGGACUGGAGCCAACAAUCUGAACGGCUCCAUGCGUUUCUCACCUGCUGGUCUCCAGCAUCGUAUGUCUGCAGAACUUAACUACCUAAGCACCAUUGAAGAGUCGGUACACCAAAUAUCUGAUAUAGAACGUGUACGGGGGAUAUCACUUGCACAGCAGGAAAGUGUUUCUCUGGCUCUAAUGUUAAAGACCCAGCAGCAGAAACAUGAGCGGGACUUGGCUCUUCUAAAGCUCAAGGCAGAGCAAGAGGUUUUGGAAAAUCAAAGGAAUCUGGAAGAGUCAAGACAAAAAGCAGCUCAGGCCCAUGCAGAAUCAUUACAUCAUUUGGCACAAUCACAGCAGGAGGCAGCUGAGGUUCUACAGGAGACCGCAUCUAAGAUUGCAACUCAUCAGCUAGAGACAGCUCUGCUGACUACAGAUGCUGCUCGUCAGAUACGUGAAAUGACAGAACUUGCACAUUUCCAGAUCUCUGAUGCAAUUGGUACUACUGCAGCUCCAAUUACUACAUUAUUUGACCAAGAAAGGAAGCACCAUUCAGCAUUCAUAAAGCAAUUAAAGCUUCACGAUAUGAACAGGAAAGCAGAUUCAAUCACCACCCCACCAGGUAAAGAGGAGACAAGUGACUCAAAGCAUCAUUAUUUGCGUACAUUUGAUAGCUAUUCAGAAUCAUCAAGAUCAAAGGCACAUGAUCACAGUAGUAGCAGCAGUCGUCAGGAAAGUCCAUCUUCCAAGGAGACCAAGAAACUUUCUCCUCGUGAAAAGCCAAGCAGCUCCAUUGAGGAGGAAGCUCCCACGGCAGUGAAUGAUUCACUGCAGAAUAACGGUAUCCCAUCCAUUCCUGAUGAGAGAGAUUCUACCUCUGUUGCAACAGAAUAUUCCCUGAAAUUUGAUGAGUCCAUGACAGAAGAUGAGAUCGAAGAACAAUCAUUCCGGUCUUUGUUGCCUUCGGAAAGCCACCGCCGGAUCAAUUUGAAGAAACUAGGUCACCAAGUUUAUUCUGAUGAGGAACCUUCUCCUGGAAAGCCUGCUCUGUCACCUAUUAAGGAGCUAAACCUACCAUUUUCAGGAGGACAAGACAGUUUUUCUAAAUUUACAAUGGAAAUGGUACGGCAGUACAUGAGAGAAGAAGAAAUGCGAGCAGCUCACCAGUCUUCGCUGCUCCGGCUACGUGAAAAAGCACUUAAAGAGAAGGUUAAGGCUGAACUAGCUUGGCUAGAGCACCAGAAAAGACAUUUGCGAGACAAAGGGGAAGAUGAUAAAAUGCCGCCUAUCCGAAAAAAGCAACGUGGCCUGCUUCUUAAACUUCAGCAGGAGAAGGCAGAAAUUAAGCGCCUUCAGGAAGCUAACAAGGCAGCUCGGAAGGAGAGGCAACUGAUCCUUAAACAGCAGGAAGAAAUUGAGCGGAUACGCCAAACCACUAUGAAAUUACAGGAAAAACUCAAGUCUGCAGGAGAGAAUAAGGAACACCGCAGUGAAGAUGAUAAAAAACAAACACAUUCCUCAAGCCCUCUGCCAACUGAUGCAGAGGGCUAUAGCCCUUCCUCCAUUUCCAGCUCUGAGACAAGUAGCAUCAUGCAGAAAUUAAAGAAAAUGCGGAGACGAAUGGAUGAGAAGUUCUUGACCAAGCGAGAGCAAAAACUGAUGCAGCGGCGUCAGCAUGCCGAGGAACUGCUGCAGUGGAAGCGACGUUUAGAUGCAGAAGAAGCAGAGAUACGUCAGAUAGAAAAACAAGCAUUGGCUGCUUGGGAAAAAGAGCUGCAUAAAACAAAAACAAAUAAAAAAGGAGCAGGAGAUCAGAAAUCUGAUCAAAAAGAGACAGCCAGCGAAGAAGACUCUUCAGUGCCACCUUGUUCUCGUCUAAAUAGCGAAAGCUCUGUCCCAGAAGAAUUGAGCAAUCUAGUCGUUGAGUCCCUUCCAUCAAAGGUUUCUGAGGAUCAAGGGCAGCGUGGAAUCCUAGAUCACACAGUAACUGAAGAAAUAGUUUAUACACAAGAACUAGAACCUGUUGCUUCCCCUGGAAAACAUUCUCCUUGCAAAAGUAGUGCAUCUCUAUCAAAGCAAGAGUCUAGCAAAGAAACACAGAGGUCUGGAGGAAAGCAACUGUCAUCUACAAAAUCCCAGGAUAUCUCCUAUAGUUGGUCUGAUGAGUCUUUAUCCAUGACUCAGUCAGAAACUACAUCUGAUCAAAGUGACAUUGAAAGCCGAAUCUGGGCUCUGAAAGAUGAAUUACGGAAAAGAAAGUCUGUUGUUUAUCAGCUGAAAAAAGAACAGAAGAAGAGGCACAAAGAGAGACUUAAAGCUCAAGAGGCAAGUUUGAUCAAACAGUUAGAGACUUAUGAUGAAUUCAUCAAGAAAACAGAAGAAGAAUUGAACCGGGACUUGGAGGCAACACCCACAGCUAAACCUCAAAUCAAAACUCUAUCCUCAGCUACUGAGAAACCAAAGAUCAAGCCACCACCACUUCAUAGGUCUGAAACAUCCAAGAGUUGGAAAUCACUCACUGAUUCUGAACGUUCUAGAGGAUCUUUGGAAUCCAUUGCAGAACACAUUGAUGCUGUGUCUCAUUCUGAAAAAUCCAUAUCUGCAAACACCAAGAAAUUCACUGAAGCAGAGAUUCAGGCAGAGCAGCAGUCUCCAACACCAUCCACAGUCCUUAAAACUCCAGGAAAAUCUACAGCAAAAUCUGAUGCUUUGGACAAUUUACUCUCAUCAGCUGUUCUCAGAGACUUAGGAGGCAUAAGCAAAAUAUCUCCCAUAUCACUGAACAAGUCUGAAGAUGCUGUGAGUUAUGAUUCUCCUCUAUCCACUAACAGAUCUAUGGUACAAAAGACAGCAGAAUCCAUAAAAUCAAAAGAAUUAGAGGCUGAAAUAGCUUCCAAAGCUUCUGAAAUAUCUGAUGCCUCAGGUUUUGACUUAAACCAAAAAACUUCACCUUCAGCUUCUUUAAAGACAGAUGUCCCUCCAGAGACUGAACUGUUGGAAAAGAAUCAAUUUGUCUUGGAAUGCAUAAGCGUGCAGGAAAUCAAGGAGAUGCCAGCUGAAAGGUUCAAGGAUGAUGAAAGUAUUAUAUCAGUUAAAUCCUCUGAUAGAAUGAGCAAGGAUAUACUGAAAGAUGGUUCCCUGGUUUCAGAACGUAUUUCCAUUUGCAAAGAGCCAUCAUAUUCUAAUGAUUUUGAAGAGUCGUCCUUAAGAAAAGAUGUAUCAAAAAAUGAGAUAGUUCUUACUGAAUAUUACAAAGAUAUUUUUGAUGCAUCUACAUUAUCUUUCAGACAAGAUACAAGAUCACAGGGAGAGAAGUCUUUGUAUACAAGAGCUUCUAGGAGUAGAUCUCCAAGUUUUGGAAGUGAUGAUGAAAUAAGCGAAUGUCUCAGUGAGAAAUCUUUGUCUGUGGCUGGUAGCAUUCAUUCAGAAAGAUUGUUAGAACUCAAAUCACCAACAGAAUUUGUGAAAAAUAAAGAGUGUGGUGAUGUGGAGAAAGAACCAGCAUGUGAUGAUUCAUCAGCUUGGGCUUCCAGUUUCAAGGCAUCAUCAGAAAAACAAGAAGAAAAUAUUUUGCUAGGUUUCAGCAUUGGUGACAGAGUUCUUGUGAGUAAUGUCCAGCCUGGAACAUUGAGGUUUAAGGGUCUGGCAAAUUUUGCCAAAGGGUUUUGGGCUGGUGUAGAGCUGGACAAGCCUGAAGGAAACAAUGAUGGCUCUUACAAUGGUAUACAAUAUUUUGCUUGUAAAGAAAAACAUGGUAUUUUUGCUCCUCCGCAAAAAAUAUCUCUUAUUUCAGAAAGUUUUGGCAAUGACAUGGAUUCAAGUGAAAAUUCUUUCUUUACACAUAAACUAGAAAAUCAACACAAAACAGAUCAGAAAAGCCCAGACAGGCAUGAAGAAGAAAUGAAUAAAGAAAGAAAUUCAAAUGAGAAAUCUCCAAGAGAAUCGUCUGCCUUAGAGGGCUCAACUGGAGCUGGAGAUUGUGUAAAACUCACCCAACAAAAGGGCUGUGUGGCAGCAGUUAUUAGUACCAUUGAAGAAUUUGAUCAAGAAACCAGCAUUUUUGACUCUCCCAAAUCCUCUAUAAAUGAUAACGGUAUGUUACCUACUGCUGUUUCUAAUAUCCACAAAGAAGAUUCUGCUAUUGUGGUAGAAGGGAUUUUGGACAGCAGCUUUCCUGAGAAAUGGAAGCAGCAGCCUGUUUGGCAGGAGCAAACAGAAAAGUCAAAUAGUCUUUCUCCCAGUAAUUUGGAGAAGUCUGCAACGCCACUUCUGGACUUGUUGACAAAAGAAAGAAGCCAACUGGAAGCACAACUUAAAAUCCCAUCCCAAGAGAAGGAAGAUCUACUAGAUCGACAGGAAAGGGUUGGCUUGUUGGCUGACAGUCUCCUGCAGGGUUUUGUGAAAGACACAGUCAGUCAAUUUCAGCAAAUCAAGAAGGCAAGAAAUGAGAAGAUCCAUUUUAGCAAUCAAGAACUCAGUGCUGUCCAAGAAAAGAAGUUGUCAGCUAAUGAUCAGCAGAGGUUUUUAGUUGUGUCUGAAUUGGAUGAUGGAGAAGAAGUGUCUUCCCCAGAUAUGUGUCCCAGGCCUGAAAGUCCUGUAUUUGGUGCCAGUGGACAGGAAGAACUUGCCAAGAGGCUGGCGGAACUGGAGCUUAGCCGGGAGUUUCUGAGUGUGUUAGGAGAUGACCAAGAUUGGUUUGAUGAGGAUUUUGGCUUGAGUUCACACAAGCUCCCUCAAAAACAAGCUGAAGAAUCAACAGUAUUACCUAAGACUGAACUGCCAAAAGUGUCCCCAAAGCCAUGUGAAGAACCCUUGGCUGUACCAUAUGUUGCAGAAGAGGUGGAGGAGUUGGUGCAUGCAGCAGCUGAGAAGCUAUGGAAAUGCAAAGAGUUGGGGCAUGAUCUUCAGGCUCUCAGCUUUCCCAGAGACAUGAAUGAACCCCCCAAACACGAUGACAUUGAAACUGUUAGUAAACAGAUCUACAAACAGGCUGUGUUUGAUUUAACAAGAGAGAUUUUUGGAGAAAUCUUUGCAGAAGAUCCAAAUUUGAAUCAGCCCUUAUGGAUGAAACCCAGCAGGAUCAUUUCUGGUUACUUCCGACGAGUAAAAAAUCCAAAUGAUCUUGAAGAAAUAAAAGUAGGACUUUUCAUAACAACGGAGAUCUUAAAGCUUUUAAAUUUGAGAAAGGAAUCAAACAAUAAAACAGACUGGCAGAAAAUGAUGAAAUUUGGACGCAAAAAACGGGAUAGAGUGGAUCACAUACUGGUGCAGGAAUUGCAUGAGGAAGAGGCUCAGUGGGUGAACUAUGAUGAAGAUGAGUUGUUUGUGAAGAUGCAACUAGCAGAUGGGAUUUUUGAGGCCUUAAUUAGAGAGACUAUUGAUCUCCUCAAUCAGAUCACUGAAAAACAGAAGUUGUUGCUUGUGUAACAUCAAACUAUAUUUUUCUCAAAAUGAUGCUGUUACUGGAGUACAGUAUGAUCUUAUGAUUGGCUGAGAAGUGACAGAACACCUCUUCUUCCUGUGCUGCCUUUGGAUCUCCUACACUGGAUUUCUUUCAGAAAGGCUCCCCCUCCCCCAAUAUGCUUUUGCCAAUUCAGUAUGUACAAUAAUACUUGGCACUUGUUCUUUUGAUAUGGCAGUUUGUAAAUGGUUGGGUUGGAGCACCAAGUACCCAAUGAUGGAAACUCAAGUUAUUAGUAAACAUUCUUCAUUUUAAUAACUGCUGUUCUAGUUUGUUUUAAGUGUAAUUUAUAAUUCUUUUAACUGACUUAACAAUUUAUAUGUCAGUCCAAACAAACAUCUACUCCUCACUCUUAUGUAAUUUCCAUCUUUCUGUCUCACUAUGAACCUAGUGUCAUUGGAUUAAUGCAUGAGGAUUUUAGAAGUCAUGCUCCUUUUCUUCAGCUAAAUUUUUAUUUCCACUGCUUAAAAGAUUAAUCUGGGCUAAUUUUUCUACUUUUCCACUAUAUAUGUUUUUCCUCAGUGAACCACCAGCUGCUCCUAAGUAAAUGGUACUCAGGAUUCUCUCAGGAUUUUAAUAUGUGAGAGUUAGGAAAAAAUGCUUACGUAAUGCGGGCCAUUGAUCCCUUUGAUUCCUCCCUUGCUUACCACCUUACUGUAAUGUACUGGUAAAACCAUUACUUGAACUAGCUAGGGUUAGGAAUGUAUGUACCAAAGAGAGUGAUACUCAGUGCUUGACUCUGGACCUGUUUUUUUUAUGCGUGUGACAUUUCUUCUAGCUUAUUUUAUAACUCCUAAGAAAUAAAUGUCUAGUGCUAUAUGAUUGCACUGCUAUAGGAUUUAAAACAUCAGAAUAUCUGUACAUUAGGAAUGCAUCUGUCUCAUAAAAAUGGGGAAUCAUACUGUGUACAAGCAAUCUAUCUGAGAGAGACAAGAGUCUACUAAGAUCCAAAUGCAUGUUUUUCAUUGUGGGGUAGAAACGGAUUGUGAAGAGGCAUAUCAAACUAAUGUACUUGGAAAUGGAAAUAGGAUGUCAAAAGCCGUUCUGCCAAGAUUUCCAUGACUGUUAGGGUGGGACCACUGUCAAACACAGUGUGGCUCAUACUGCCUCCAUUCUCCCGCCCCCAAAGAUUUCUCCAGAGAACACAAGAUAAUCUAGGCUUGACUACUGAUGCCUUAAUUUGAAAUCUAGAUUACUUGAGGAAACAUUGAAUCAGAGUGGAUUCAAAAUCUGUUUAUCCCAGCAGAGACAGCAUUCCAAAGCAUAGGAGGAGGCAUUCCAAAGACUCUAUGCACCAAUUUAUGCCCUUUUCCCUUUCAUCUUUAGUUUCUUGGUCUUCCAGUUAAGCAUACAUCUGCCAGUACUGUCUUGACCUCUUUUGAAACUUCUUGUGAUUUAUUUGCUGUUUGCACAGGAACACACAACCAAGAUAGCUCCUUUUAACCAGAAAAUAUACAAGAAAAUUGUUGGCAUACAAGCAGAGAUUCUCAUAUGUGGAUUGACAGAAUCACAUUUGUAACUUUGGGAUGAUUAAUUAUUGCUAUAAGGGCUAAAGGAACAAAAGACAGUGAGAAUAACUAGCACGUAUACUUACUAGCAUGUAAAUGCCAACUGUAAACCUGGUGGAGCAAGCUGCUAUGAGUUAAGUGUCACUUCAUACUGAACCUCAGAAUGUUCUUAAUGCAUGUUUAAUACCUAAGCAAAGUUGCUGUUUUUUUUCUUUAUUUUUGAACAAAUGAGGCCAUUUUCUAACAGUUUUAGGUUUACCAUUUUUGGGCCAGCCAUGUCUUUUUACCCACAUAGAUAAAUUAUGAGAAUCAAGGGAAUUAUCCAAGCAAAGAGGUGGGGGGAAGUCACCAACCAAACUGAUAGCUAUAUUGAUAAAAUAGAAAUAGAAUAUUGGCAUGCCCGAGGUUACUAAAACAAUAGUAAUAUGUACCGUAUAUUGCUUAUCUCAAAGUUGUUGCUGUGAUCCAUAGUCGUACAAAGGCUUCACCGCAACCAAACCUGGAGUAAAGGGGCUGACAUAUGGUAUAGAUUUAAAUUGAGAGAACUGUGGCUGUUACAGCAUUCUUUGUAAGGCAACGAUUACUUGGACAUGAAUCCAGGAAAAGUCUAGCCACAUCGUUUGGUGUUGAGGAAUGGUCUUCAAUAUUGCCUUACCAGCUCCAUAUACCAGAAAGGGCAAUCCAUUCAGGCCUUAUAUGGCAUUUUUCUUCUACCCCACAACUGCAUGUGGCAGGUUCUGGGAAUUCACUUUAUCCUUAAAGAUGCCUCAGAAUGCUGAUACCAUACAUCUCAACUAAGUUUCAGCUGAAUUGAUCUACCAGCUGAACUGCCUGUUACCAAAGUCGUACAAUCUCUGAUUUGGUGUAGGCCCUCAAGGGCUGUUACACUGGGAUUCUUGAGAAGGCAAUUCCUUUUUGGCUCAAGUGUAACUACCUAAUCUCAUCUUGCAACUGAAUAGACUGGGUGAAGAGGGUACCUGCAAAAUGAAAGGAGAAAGUGAGUAAGAGGGGGAAAGAGUGAAUGGCUACUUGCCUUAAAGAGCUGUUCUGGGCAACCCUCUUUUGCUUAACAGGCUGACACAUUAAUGAUGCAUUCCUGUUCCCAAAAUCCCCUUUCUGCUGCCUCUGUCCAAGAUGGCCCCAAAUAUUGAUUGCCUCUACAGUUUUUUUUCCUGCUAGGGAGGGGUUAUACUGAAGUUCUGUAUCAUAAAAAAGGGCUGGAGGUUUGCCCUCAAAUACCUGUUGAUUUGGGUGGUUAUGGCUACCAGAUUCAACCUUUGUACCACCUUGCAGGAACAGCUUAUCAUAGUUUUCUACAGUGCUUAAUUAUUCCUGCAAGUGAGAUUGGAGGGUCAUAUAUCUAUUCUGGAGAAUGCACCUGAAAACAUUUUGUGAGAUUCACUAGAAUACCUCUAGCUCACUUUGAGAGCUCCUGUGUGUGUAUAAAUAUGUAACACAUGCUAUUGUCACCCACAGAUUCAUGAAUUCAUAUAUCUGAGUGUCAUUUUCCAAAUGCUUUUUUAUUUGCAUGCAAAUACAGGCAUGACCAUUGUAUAUACUAAAUGUGAAAGUGAAUUUUAACAUAGUGUCGAGUGGAUUCUUUGGAUGGUUGUCCUUUUUCCAUCAUAGUUCAGAAUGGACAUAAAGCAGCACAGAGGAGUUUAAUCAUGACAAAGAAUCACUAUUGUCUUGGAGAGUAUAUCCUGAAUAUAUUGAAAUUAUAUUGUGACCAGCCACCAGAAUUGACUUCGGAGAAAAAUGCUGACAAUUUUGAGUCUAAAAGAAAGCAAUAUAUAGCACAACUAGAAAGUAGGGACUCUGUUGGUGCUGUUCUAUUCUGUAUUAAAGAAAUGAAUUAUUGAGGAAAAUUGCACACCCCAAAAUUUAUGCAAAUAUAAAGAGCAACAAUCCUUUGGAACAGUUCCUGAUCUAUAGAUUUAAGAUAAAAUCCUAAAGAUUUCCUGUUAAAGCUCAAUUUAAAUGCAAAAGCAUCACCAAGAAUGCCAUUGUACGUGCUCUUGUAUAAUUACCGUUUAUUUCAAAGGAGGCUUGAAUAGGAAAGUGGUUCCAUGGAUUGUAGCCUUUUCAAUGCUCCAGUCUCUCAGAAAACUUAACAAGGUUUUGUCACCUAUUUGGUGAGGGGGAGGAGGACAAAUGGAUGAUCUUCAAAAAUGUGGCCUUAGCAUUUUUGCAAUACUUGAAUAAAAGUGUGUAUUCACUAAAGAAAUUCCAUAGCACAGCAUUCAGAGACCUUUGAAGACACUGCACAGUAAAGCCUUUUUUUUUUCAGUCACGUUUGCUACUUAAUCAGAAUUGACUGACGUUCCAGCAGCAAAAACAGUUUUGACAGUUGUAAAGUAAUUCUUUGUAAAUUGUACAUUGUCAAUAUAAACAGGCAAAACUCAUCUGAGCUCAUUUGAAAUCUAAUGGAGAAAAGAAGGGUGAAUUGUAACACAUCGGAGUAAAUAAAAGUUUUGGGAGAGCCUUUGCUGUACCUUUGCAGAGUUGUCUUGGGGGAACUGUUCUUCCAUGCAUACUGUACUGCGCAGAUACUCAACUGCUCCUGCCUAUGUGUUUAUGUAAAUAACAUACUCAUAUAGGUUUCCAGGCCAAUUUCAGCCAAUGUAUGCACUUCUUUGUGCAGUUUGGCUUGGUAGAAUACAGGGUGUUAAAAGGUUCUUGUAAUUUUGAAAUGUAAAAUAUACCAGGAUAGUCUCUGUGUACACCGAUGUAAAUACCUUUGUUAUUUUGAGAUGUACUUUAAGAGAAUAAAGUCUGUAAAUAAAGUGAUUUAUAAAUUA
Candoia aspera is the source of this 13682-nucleotide messenger RNA. It is a transcript of the gene CEP350, whose product is annotated as centrosomal protein 350. The coding region runs from base 169 to 9339 and encodes 3056 amino acids. Gene Ontology annotation, molecular function: microtubule binding. Gene Ontology annotation, cellular component: centrosome. Gene Ontology annotation, biological process: microtubule anchoring. The record is from RefSeq and is a predicted model, not a curated record. NCBI's taxonomy places the organism in Eukaryota, Metazoa, Chordata, Lepidosauria, Squamata, Candoiidae. The transcript has 38 exons.